CCAGUUUUGCUCCAAUAGAAAAUGUCGUUGCAAAUGCAAACACAAAUGCAUUACGGCUUUCUAAUUUGUGUGUGUUUGGUGGGAUUUACUGCUGCAAAAUGUGUUCCUGAAAGAUGUGGUUCAAUGGACGUGAGUUACCCUUUUUGGAUUAACAAUUCUGAUUGCGGACACCCUGAUUUUAAGCUAACAUGCAGAGAGAGCACACUUCCUGGGAUGCAGGAAAAGCAUCCAUACUUUGUUGCCUAUCGAGGAGAUUCUACAGAUGAUAUUCUUGGUGGGUACUAUUACAAAGUUAUGAACAUCGACUAUGAGGGCCAUCUCUUCAGAAAUUCUUCUAUGAUCAAGGUCAGAUCCUGUAAAUCAAACAAGAUUAAGAGAAACUACUUUCAGCUACCUUUAGAUGGGCCUUUCACUCUUUCCAAGUCCAAUAAAUUGGUGGUUAUCGGUUGUGGAACAUUCAGUAGCUACAGUUAUGGGAAAUUGGGAGAGGCUAGAUGUGUUUCAAUAUGCGACUCUCAAAGCGAUAAACCAUACUGCCGCUAUGGGUGUUGUGAAAUUAACCUUCCAAAUAAUUGGCCGUGGAUUAAUUACACAGUGGGAGGUGAAUUUCAAUCAUCCAGCGAUACAAUUAGCAGGUGUGGCUUGUCCACCAUAAUGGACCCCUCCACCUUCACCAUCGUCGACAAUAAAACAAACCUCUUUCGGGGAAAAGGCAGGAAGGCUUAUUAUGGUCUCAUCCUUAACUGGGGUAUUGGCCUUGAGAAUUGUUCCGAGGUUAAAGCAACGGGCAAUUAUUCUUGCUCCUCCAAUGCAGAAUGCCUUGAUUCUCCUUCAGGAACAGGGCAUGUAUGUAGAUGUCUCCCUGGAUAUGAAGGAAAUGGUUACUUCAAUGGCACAGGCUGCACAGAUAGAGAGGAGUGCACUGAUGAAAGGUUGAAUAAGUGCGUUGGAAAGGAGGGAGGAGGAAUAUGCCAUAAUUUAGCAGGUUCCUACAACUGUUCAUGUGCAAGAGGAUAUGUGGGAGAUGGCUUUACAAAUGGGACAGGAUGCAUUUCCACGAGUUCAAAUCGCCUUGUCUUUGCUGCAAUCAUAGGAUCCGUCUCCUCGUUCGUGGUUGUCUCUUUAGCAGCGUCUCUUUUGGUUUGGCGGCUUAAAAAACGCCACUUGAAACUUGUGGAGGCCAAAUAUUAUCAGCAGUUGCCGCAACACAUUGCUUCUACAGUGGGAAGAGAGAGCCUGAGAAUUUUUUCUGCCAAGGAAUUGGCAAGAGCUUGUAAUAAUUAUUCAAAAGAAAUGGUGUUGGGAAGUGGUGGCUUUGGAACUGUGUUCAAAGGAAUUCUACCGGAUGAUACUGUUGUGGCCAUUAAAAAGUCCAACCAAGCUAUAAAUCUAGAGGAUGACCAUGAGUUUCUCAAUGAAACUACAAUUCUCUCCCAAAUAAAUCACAGAAACAUAGUGAAAUUGUUAGGGUGCUGCAUUCAAACUAAAUUCCCAUUGUUGGUAUCCGAGUUUGUUCCGAAUGGAACACUGUUUGAACAUUUACAUUCCAAAGAAAGGAUUUUGUCUUGGGCGUCACGUUUGCAGAUUGCAAUCGAGACGGGGGAGGCAUUGGCAUAUCUGCAUUCUGGAGCAUCUCAACCCAUUUUCCACCGAGAUGUAAAAUCAUCUAAUAUUCUUUUGAAUGAGAAAUUCUCUCCCAAAGUUGCAGACUUCGGGAUUUCUCGUCUCAUCUCCACUUCCAAUAACACACAUGUGACCACUUAUAAUAUAGUGGGCAAGGGUUACUUAGAUCCUGAGUACUUCCAGACGUAUCAACUCACCGAAAAAAGCGAUGUAUACAGUUUUGGUGUAGUUCUGGUUGAGCUUUUAACGGCUCUGAAACCCAUCUGUGUAGAAAGGGCCAGCCACGAGUGGAGUUUAUCUAGUCUUUUUCUGUCCAGACUCAACAGUAAUCGCUUCACAGAAAUCUUCGAUAGCAAAGUAUUGGAGGAGGAAAACAUGCAACAGAUGGAAGAUAUGGCAAGGAUAGCCAGAGAAGGCCUUCGUUUUGAAAGGAGAAAGAGACCAUCAAUGAAGGAGGUGGUGGAGGAACUUAUUUGUGUAAGAGAUGGCACAAGAAAGACAAAAUUCCAUGACAGUGUAGUGUGUGAGGACGCAAUAUUUGACCAGAAAUGCAUUUCCAGGGAAUCAUCACAAAUGUCAUACGAAUUCAGGAGUUACAGUUUUCCAUGUACAGUUGACAGCACAUCGGAGGAACCAUCCACUGCACUGAUUCAGAUGUCGAACCUGGCUGUAUGAUUGAUUAAAGGAAUCACAAGGCUUCAUCUAUUAUAUUAGAAAUAUAUUUGAUUAGCUAGUAUAGAAACAAGGGCUGCGUUUCAGCGUAGUUCUUCAAUGCUUGGGAGGACAGUUCUGUUAGGGGGCUUGAUAAUGUAGCUUGUCCCUAAUCUAUGGUUGUAUGGAGCAACCAGGCAAUGUAAGAGAUGUAUAAAUAAGGUUGAAGCCAUUAAAAGUUCAACGCUUAUGUUUGUAUAAUGAAGGAUUUAAGUCGUUGAAAGAGAGAUUCAAUGCUUUGCCUUGCUGUUCAUUUUUCUAAUAAAUAGA
Cryptomeria japonica (Japanese cedar) is the source of this 2604-nucleotide messenger RNA. Its product is annotated as wall-associated receptor kinase 2. Gene Ontology annotation, biological process: protein phosphorylation; cell surface receptor signaling pathway. The record is from RefSeq and is a predicted model, not a curated record. Gene Ontology annotation, cellular component: plasma membrane. Gene Ontology annotation, molecular function: polysaccharide binding; ATP binding; calcium ion binding. NCBI's taxonomy places the organism in Eukaryota, Viridiplantae, Streptophyta, Pinopsida, Cupressales, Cupressaceae.